AUGCAUUCUGAUCUCGACGACAUCGCAUCGCCGCGCGCCACGCCACGGACAGCAACGGACGCUCGCUCUCAGCACCACGAAGCGCCGAACGAGAUCAGACGAGGAAGCGCGUUCGUCGUCGCACUCGGCCAGCUGCAGCUCCGCCACCGACUCGCCCACCCGCGCCCUCGCAUCCGCCUCUGCGAGCUUAUCAAAUCCCCCCUCGUCGCGUUGCCCCGCUCUGUGUCCGCACCAGCAACGCCGCCUCCCCCGCCCCGCCCCGCCUCCGCCUUCCUUCCCCGACCUACACUGGUAAUACGCCUACUUAUCAACCGCCCGCUCCGCCAAGUCUUUCCCUCUCGUCCAACGUACCCAUGCGAGCCCGGGUACGCGUACAUCGUAUCUGCAUGCAUGGCCUCUGAGCGCUCAUCAUACAUCUCCCUUGAUCUUGAUUUUCUUCCUCUCUUCCUGGAUGCCGCACUCAGACUCGCCCGGAGAAUUUCUGACAUGCACACGGUCGAGCGCGCGCCUAUGCAGCUCAGCCGUUCUCAAGCGCCGGGCGCUGUCUGUUUCCGUCCCUCCACCUUGUUGCACUUAUCGAUCUCUGCAUCCACGUGGGAUUCACCGGCCGACUUCUAUCCUCCUCUUCCUCCUUGGCGCAUCCUCUGGGCACCACCCCACGACCGCUGGGGUUCCGGCGGUCCUUUCCUCAAUGACUUGCUUGGGCCGGAUGGGGCACCCUGA
This is a messenger RNA of Fibroporia radiculosa, 723 nucleotides long. RefSeq lists its product as uncharacterized. NCBI's taxonomy places the organism in Eukaryota, Fungi, Basidiomycota, Agaricomycetes, Polyporales, Fibroporiaceae. The record is from RefSeq and is a predicted model, not a curated record. The coding region runs from base 1 to 723 and encodes 240 amino acids. The transcript is spliced from 2 exons.